This is a messenger RNA of Tachysurus fulvidraco (yellow catfish), 1896 nucleotides long. Its product is annotated as homeobox protein Hox-C4-like. Gene Ontology annotation, cellular component: nucleus. The coding region runs from base 770 to 1441 and encodes 223 amino acids. Gene Ontology annotation, biological process: anterior/posterior pattern specification; regulation of transcription by RNA polymerase II; embryonic skeletal system morphogenesis. Lineage: Eukaryota; Metazoa; Chordata; Actinopteri; Siluriformes; Bagridae. The transcript is spliced from 2 exons. Gene Ontology annotation, molecular function: DNA-binding transcription factor activity, RNA polymerase II-specific; RNA polymerase II cis-regulatory region sequence-specific DNA binding. The record is from RefSeq and is a predicted model, not a curated record.
CAAGAGAGGGGGUUUUGUGGGGGUCUACAGUACUUACAGAUCGGGGUUUACAGUUUCAGUAACUUUUCUGACUGCUGUAAAAAGUAAACACUUGUAAUUAUUAUUAUUAUUAUUAUUAUUAUUAUUAUUAUUAUUAUUAUUAUUAUUAUUAUUAUUAUUAUUAAUUGUUUACUUUUAAACUUAAUAUCCAGAACCCCAACCUUUCCCUUUGAUAACAACUAGGAUAUUUAUCCGAGGAAUAUUUUUCGGUUUUUAUAACAACAACAACAACAACAACAACAACAACAACAACAACAAUUUAACAGGCAACGAUAGAAACUGAUAAUUAAUUUAUUUAGGAUUUAGCAGGUUUAAAUACAACAAAAUCAUUCGCAUAUGUGCUUUUAACCAUACAUAAAUUGACACAAAUAUUUUCUCGGUUUAAAUUCUUGCACAACAGAUCUGAGAACCUCCUUUUAGAUUUCAAAUAAUCCUUAUAAAAAUAUCCAAAUCAUAUCACAGAAUCUCUUACAUAAAUAAACCAGUACGGUGAUGGUUUAUAUAUUUAUUUAUUAUUUGCAUAAUACUUGAGGGGUUUUGGAUGUUGCCAAGAAAAUCUUGGCUUCCUUAUCCGGGUAUUUUGACCCCAGUAGCUGCUAUUGGCCUGAGCUGAGUCUCGUGAUCAAAGAAACUUUGCAGGCUCCGCUUCAGUGCUGGGAGGGGUGGGCUUUUAUAGAGCAGUAAAACGACACAAAGAAGGAAAAUUUAUUUCUUCCCCCUCCCUAAAUUAAUGAUCAUGAGCUCGUAUUUGAUGAACUCGAACUACAUCGAUCCUAAAUUUCCUCCGUGCGAAGAAUAUUCGCAAAAUGACUACAUCAGUGCUGAAUGUUACAGACGCGCCCGGGACGCCGACUACCACCAGCAGGAGUUGUUAUAUCCUCAAAGUGUCACCUACCAAGAGGGCAAAUAUGAGUGUGAAAGCAUUCCCGAGCACGGGGGGCAUUUACAUGGGGCAAAAGCAUACACACCUCCGACUGCUGCCCCUGCCACCCCGACAACUGCCCCUGAACUGCCCUCCGACAGCAAAGAGCCUGUGGUGUAUCCCUGGAUGAGGAAAAUCCACUCCAGCGCAGCGAACUCGUAUGGUUCAGAGACCAAGCGUUCCCGCACCGCUUACACCCGCCAGCAGAUCCUGGAGCUGGAGAAGGAGUUUCACUACAGCAGAUAUUUAACCAGGAGGAGAAGAAUCGAGAUCGCCAACACGCUGUGCCUGAAUGAGAGGCAGAUCAAAAUCUGGUUUCAGAACCGUAGGAUGAAAUGGAAGAAAGAUCACAGGUUACCCAACACCAAAGUCCGACCUUCAUCCUCCUCCUCCUCCUCCUCUUCUUCUUCUUCUUCUUCUUCUUCUUCGUCCUCAAACAGUGCAGCGCAAGACCAGGACAUCAAAAAAAACUUAGACUAAAAGAGAGAUUUCAUGGACACCAGUACGCUAUACAACAUUUUAUCGCCUUAUUUUGAACAGAAUUAGAUUUUUAUUUAUUUAAUACUUGUGUUUACAAUUAAAAUCCAUUCAAUCUAGCCAAAUCGUAAGUAUUUAUUUUGUAUUUUUUAAUAUGUUAAUAUUUGAACAGCACAUAGUCUGUCGCCGUCCAUUUGCCAUCUUGCACAUUUUUAUUUAUUUAUACAAUGAAUUUAUCUGAUAUUUAUUAAUUAUUAUUAAUGUAACACGUCUAAAGGUUUUAGCUUGCUAUAAUAUACUGCACUUCCAGGAGAAUAACAAAAUAAAUUACAUUAUUUUUUUCGUGUUUGUGAUGCCCGCUGAAUAUUAGAAUGUGAUUUUUAACUUAAUGUAAAGUGGACAUUGUGUUAAUUUGUGCUGUAAGUGACUGUGGUCAAUAAAAGUAUUAAUGCAUUAAA